Molecule: messenger RNA, 2906 nt
Organism: Branchiostoma floridae (Florida lancelet)
Lineage: Eukaryota; Metazoa; Chordata; Leptocardii; Amphioxiformes; Branchiostomatidae
Exons: 2
Coding region: 787-1326 (179 amino acids)
Source: RefSeq, a predicted model, not a curated record
CCUCUAUGUCAGAUGUCUUGCCCUUGUAACUUUGCCUUUAUGUCAACAAAGUCAACGAAUAUAUACCUUGUGACAUGCCACUAUUUCGUUUGAAUGCUGCUCUAAGACCUUUGUUGCCAUAUAUAGGCCCGCGUACGUCAAUGCAAUACCUUGGAUGUCUAUUUCAGCGUGGCUCCGGACGGACCGAACCAUUUGGGUCCUAGUAGGGGUUAUCUAUAUCAAUACGUGCUUUGAUGUAACAAACGCUGCAUAUAGUGGACUGUAGCCGGUUUGGGUGGGGAAGGCGAGGUUUGGCUAUUUUUAUUUGGUAUCACAAUAACAUGUCAUAACGCUAGUCAUAUGAUGUGUAAUCGUAAUUAAGGUAUGUGCACCUGUGUCAUUGGGUUUGCAUAGCAAGGUACAUAUACACAGUAUUCAAGCAAUGGGCGAUCGAGUGUUUAGUGCACUAGGUUUUUACAUCGGCAAAACACACACCGUGACAUACGUGAAACCGUGUUGGUUUGUAGGGUAGAGAGUGGGUAAUACGUCCCUUCGUAAUAGGGUCAUUUCUGUAUUGCAUUAUGAGCGCCGAGAAUUUUGCAUAAUUGCACUGCCCUACCGGUAUGCCCCGUAUCCCCAUGCAGACUACAGUUGACUCUAGCCAAGAGGUCGAGUACCAAGCCGACAGAGCUGAGCCGGAUGUUUAAAGACCUUUAACCCGGCAGUGCAGAUAACUGGGUUCACCGAAAGAGCUUCAUCGUUCAACAGUUCUGAACAGCGAGCGGUAGGUUUUCCUAAGGCACCAUCAUGUAUUUCUGGCAACAGUCGAAGAUCCUGACCCAGCUGCAGAGGCUGCCACGUCAGCGGCUGGUGCAGCUGACGGAAGUGCUGCAGGGCAAGGCGAUGGGUGUCACGGAACCAGCCGCCGCCACCACCGCCUGGCAACAUCUGCAGCGCCGCCCCGACGCCAGCAUGCAGGCACAGACGGAGGGACUAGGUCAAGAGGACACCAUGCUAGGGCUCAAGCAGGCCCACGUGCACCCGAAUUUAUUCAGUCAUCACCGGCGGGACUUCGACCUCAGCAUGCAGGCACACGCUGACGGACUGGGCCAUCACGACACGAUGUUCGCGGCUCACGCCAGGGCCAUGUCCACCGCGUCCGAGCAGCAGGCGCCGAGCGUGAGGAAAACCAACGGCAACGGGAACGAAAUGAAGGGUGGUGCCCAGGUUAUCGAGCAGUUGCUGUCCCCCGAUGCCCCAGAGGAUGUCUUGAAGAGGGCCACCGACAGACUCAACCAGCAGGAGAAGAUGCACCUGAGGCAACUUGUGAUGAAGGCGAUGGCUUGAUGGCGACGAGAAGUCGUUGAAAAAGAACAGGCCGAGGAGGGCACAGUAGAAUGAAGAUUUGCAGACAGACUAAUCUCAAACUAGUUCUUUUAGCGUAUAUUGAAGAGUGCCUCGUGUAUAAUGCUUGGACACAUUGUAUUCCUUCUGAAACUAUCACCGUGACGGACGUUUUUUGUGUGAACAGUUUUUGACAGUGUACAUCAGCCAGCCUAACGCCAGAUGGCGCGGCUGCACGCCACAGAACCCACACCUGGCGCAUCUAGUCACACCUGUUGCCCUACGCGGCUCUUUGAUGUGCACACCUGUGGUGGUGAUGUAACUUUUUGAUGUGCUGGUAAAACUAACAAUUGAGUGAAUUACACCGAAUGCCAAUGUUCCACUUUUGGUUUGCCUCACACAAGUCAAAACCUAUUACUCUUAUUAGCUGACAAAUGAAAUAUUUACAGUAGAGCAACAAGUUCUAAAAUAGAGUAUAGAUGGUAUUUUCUCCUUUUCACCAGUCAAUUGUAAAUAAUGUGUCAGUGGUGUUGCUCACAAAAGUUUACUGUAAAACUUUUCCAUGAUUUGGUCUUAUGUAUGCUUACAACAUACUGGAUAUUGGAUACCCUGGCCUGGUUGAACUGGAACCAACAUUGCAAGCAUAAAUGUGUUUAUUAGUUAGCAACAAGUGUGCUCCAGUUUAAGAGAAAUGCUUACAACUUACAACUUUUGCUGAUAUACAAAUUGGAUCUUACAAAACGAAGUCAAGUACGUUCCUUUUUGCCAAAAUUUCAAGAUCAAUGGCACCAUACUAUUCAUAGAAAUUUGUUUUUUCUUCUUCUCAAUGCUAUUUAGUGUGUUUCUCAAUGUCCCACAUAGAUCGUUUUAAAUGUUGUAAAUGUUGCAAAGAUGAGUUAUGAGCUGCAGAAAAUGUGUCAAAAGUAAAUCAUAAUAAUUUGUUUUCAAAUGCCUUACAUGUGUUCACAAUUUCUCUGUAUGAAUGUACAUAUUAAAUAUAUGCUUAUGUUUUGUAAGUGUUAUUGUACUAUCUGUGUAGAGAAAAUAGGCAAUUAAAGAGUGGUGUGGGGAGGAUUUUAACUUAAAACUUGUAAAUAUAUAACAUAUGCCUAAAAUGUGUCAAAGCCCAUAAUACCCUAGUGAAUGAUCCAAACUGCAUUUAUAGUAGUUAUUGUGAACAUUAAUAGAAUACAAAGGAGACCAUAUGUCAGGUACUUAUUUAUUUUUGGACAGGUAACUGGCUUUCUAUCCACCAUCAUCUGGCAAAGACUUGUGAUAUACAAAAAUGCUAACCUAUACCUUUACAACAGCACUAGACAACAUGUCAUUCUCAUAACCUGUCACAUCGUUAGCUGCCUGUUUCAGUUCUUAUAUCACUUAUAAGUCAAAAAUCAUAACAUUGGCUUUCAAAUAUACCUUAAAAAGAAGUCACCAAGAAUCAACAUACUGAAUGGCCAAAGUAGAUAACAUUACAAUCUGUUCACUAACUCUUCUUUUCUAGACAUUUUCAAAAAGAAAUAAAUCUAAUCUUGGAAUGCCUUUGUGAAAGAUUGUGAAUGAUUAAAAUGUAACAAAAAAAGGGG